This is a messenger RNA of Aedes albopictus (Asian tiger mosquito), 1412 nucleotides long. RefSeq lists its product as uncharacterized. The record is from RefSeq and is a predicted model, not a curated record. NCBI's taxonomy places the organism in Eukaryota, Metazoa, Arthropoda, Insecta, Diptera, Culicidae. The coding region runs from base 36 to 1412 and encodes 458 amino acids. The transcript has a single exon.
GAUAAACAAAGGUGAAAUAAACCCGAGCAUAGGUGAUGGCGUGUUCGGGGCUGCUUUCCUCGAUGCUGAUCUGUAGUGUUAUCAGUGGAGUUUGGUGCAUAUUUGGGUUGAGAAUAAAGGAUCAGAUUGUCGGAUCUGUGAAAUCUACAUCAGAUUGGAUUUAUGACCCGCACGUCUCGAUUACGAGACGUGAAGCGGAAGUGGAUGAUAGUGGAACUCUCGGUAUCAUUCUCGGAAUGACGAAAAAGUUGAGUGAGCCUAUUAUGUUUUUAAUGGAUACGAUUCAUAGUGGUGUAAGAGAUAACAAAAUGAAAACCGACAGAUGGUUUGGUUUCGCAUAUAAGUACAUGCAGCAAUCACUGGGUGCUAUUAAGGAAGUUAAUGCGACAGCAGAAAAUUUGAAGAAUGCAACAAAGGCUAACUUGUAUAAUGAAAUCAAGAAUGAUUUAACGUCAUUGAAUGAAACAGGCUUGACAAAUCUACUGGAAGGCCUUGGUACAUUAUAUUUUAAACUGAAAGCCAUCGGUGAAGCAGAAUAUCAACCAAACAGUGGAAAUAUUUCCUUGUACAUUACUGAAGACAUCAUUAGCAAUGUGACUAUACCCUUGGAAGCUGUUAAUACCUACAUGAGUUCUAUUACAUCCACUCUCAAAGCCAUUGCCUCCGGAAGGAGACAGAUUAUCGGGCAUCAUGCAAAACUGAAUGAAACCAUGAAUGGGUCUAUGCGUAAUUUAGCGAAAGCCUUCAUCUUAUUCAAUCGAACGAUCGUAGAGGCGGAGAAAAGCGUUAUAGAAAACAUGACCUUGACAUUCGACAUAUACGAUCAAUCCCAUAGAUUUAUUUUGGAUCAAAUGAACUACUUCGGGACCGAUAACAGUAGUUUACUGAAAAUCUCUCCAGACAUGGCCAUUGAAAGAGAAACAUCAUCGACGGCUGUCGCGAACAGCACCAACUUUUGCACAAGCCAAGCCGCCAACCACAUCCAGGAACAAACCCUUUUGGUCACCCAGCAACUCCUCAUCGCUAUGAACAACGUUACCAAUCAGUUUGCAGUGAGUUCCCUUUCCACCACCGAAUCAUGCACCCCAGAAGCUGUUCGUCAAUUGAUUAAUAUAGCAAUGCAAGUGAAUCGUAUGGGUAGCUGCAUGAACUCGGAAAUAGAAAACGUACGCAAGGCAACCACGGUGGUUCACAAACUUCUUUGGAAUACCAUUGGCGGUAUCGCGUUCGCUACGGUAGAUCUACUUCCGGCGACCUGUCCAGAAGGACCCGACCGGAGGUGUAUCGAUGUCGACUACGUGAGUUGUUGGAAAUUUGAAUACUGUUUCGAGGAUUCUUUACCGUUUUAUUUUAUUUUAGUUCACCAACAAUAUAACCCAAUAUGCGAGGAGCAGAAUAUCGACGGGUGUUGA